Molecule: messenger RNA, 1763 nt
Organism: Notolabrus celidotus (New Zealand spotty)
Lineage: Eukaryota; Metazoa; Chordata; Actinopteri; Labriformes; Labridae
Gene: nat14
Product: N-acetyltransferase 14 (GCN5-related, putative)
Molecular function (GO): N-acetyltransferase activity
Source: RefSeq, a predicted model, not a curated record
CGGGACGUAGAACGGAGCAUGUUGGUAUCCAGAAUCCCUCCUCUACGCAAAAGUCACAUUUGUUGCCAUUCAAUCAAAUGUACAGAGCCUGCAUGGGAUUCAUAUGAAAAAACCCCAAAGAGGCUCGCUGUCCACACAGUGAAUGAGAACAUAAAGCCUAAACAUGGUGAGGCUAGAGCUGGAUCAAGUGGUGAUGAGGAGAAUGAAGGAGGACGACAUAGAGAUGGUCAAAGCCCUUAUCAAGGAGGGCUGCGAGGGCACAGAAAACCGUCUCAUCCUCCACAUCCUCACUCGUCCACUCUGUCUCUUCAUCCUGGCUGUUUUCUCCUCAAUCCUGCGAUGCCUUGUCCAUUCUUUCAUCCUUGCACUUGCUAUUCCUGUCUUCCUGCUGAUUAUCUAUCUCAAAAUCACCAUGCCCCGGUCCACAGGGGUUCUGGGCAGCAGCCUCCCCUACUGGGACUAUGUGGGUAGCAGCUACAGAGGGACACAGGAGGAGACACUGCAGAAUCCCUACUGUAGGAUAAGUGGCAAGACCCCAGUGACUAAAAAGCCAAGACGCAGAAUCGGACUCAAAGACAAAGAUGUGUCAACAGAGAAGAUCUCCCCUGAGAGGGAGCAGGCAGCAGGGCAGGUCUGGGUAGCAGACUGUGACGGGGAGAUUGUCGGCUGCAUCUUCCAGGAAGGCGAGAAUCGACCAAACAUCAGGAGGAUCUGCAGGUUGGUGACAGGCUGCUGGUACCGCAGAGAGGGCUUGGGCAGGCUGCUUGUCCAGAGUCUAGAGCAGAAAGAGAGGGAGACUGAAGCAUACCGAGUAUAUGCACAUGUACCCUUCCCUUCAAAAGUAGCGGAGGUCUUUUUCAGGAAGCUGGGCUAUGUACAGCUUGGAGAGGGGCCUGAUGGAGAAGAUGAUGAUGAUGAUGAGGAGAAGAAGCUCGAGACACCAGAGAGAGGCUUAUUGGGACACCCCCUCACCAAGGUGUUUACAAAGACCUGUGACUGGUUAAUGAUGGACUCGUGGAGAAUAAGUGCCAGAGGAAUGCUGAAGAGACAAGAAGACGUGUGUGCACACUGAUGAUCUCUGCUGAAAGUGUCAUCGCUGCAACAUGCUUGAGUUUUUGUUUGAAUUAAUUAUUUAUUGAAUUUAUGUGUUAUUUAUACCAGUAUUUAUUAACAGUAUUUUUGUGUUGCUGUUUUGUUUGGUUAAGGUUUACCUUUGUAUCAAAAAGGUACCACCUCCCCAUGUUCUAUUUAAAAUUUAGAACAUGCUUUUCUCCCACCAGGACUAAUUAAAAUAUUUAUGAUAAAAGUUUGUUUCUUAAACAUGUGUAUGUGAGGCUUUUUUCUCAAACAAUCAACCGCAGUAUAUAGUGUGUGUGUGUGUUAAGGUAUAUGUAUAUGCAACCAACCAUACAGAUUGGUAGGAGGAAAUACAGUUACUGUAUAGGAAGUAUGUGUGGUUUAUGUGAAUCUGCAGAAUUUCACUGCUUUCAUGUCUCUGCGCUCGCCUGUUGCUGUCGCCCUACUUCAAGUACAGUAUGUGGCUCCAUGAGUUUGCAGAAACCAGCUACCUCACUUUUCUUUGACUUUCUACUUCUUUCAUUCGGUUUUCUUUGUCAUUUUUGUUAUAUUUAACUGUGCAAAUUCCAAACUCUGCAUUUCUUAAUUUGGUUUUUGAUAGUAUUUGUACAUUUGUUACAUAAUUUGUGCUGAUAAUGUAACUUUAGCAAUUGAUUUACUAGAAAUAAAUCAAUGAUAUUUUUUAA